AUGGGUUUAAUGAAAUGGUACGACAGCCAGGCCCAGCCGUCCUCAAACCUUUCGGCAAUGGACGUCCGUAAAAUGACACCCGCAGACCGGGAGCGCAUCCGGCACACCUAUGCCAACCAGCACCCAUCCGGUCUACCGGUAAAUCCGUCGGUUCUGGGCUGUGAAAUGUCCGUAUUGGACGGUGCUGAUAAUAUGGGCUAUUCGGGCACAAUGGGCACCACCCGGAGUGCCUCAGCUGUGGCUUUAAACCACCAAACAGCGAGGACCACCUCAAGUAGCCCCAGAACUUCUGCAGCUUCAAAUUUUUUGCAGAAUUUCAAACGGAGUGUGUUGGUGUAUUGA
Molecule: messenger RNA, 342 nt
Organism: Anisakis simplex (herring worm)
Lineage: Eukaryota; Metazoa; Nematoda; Chromadorea; Rhabditida; Anisakidae
Source: the annotation of a GenBank genome assembly